Ricinus communis (castor bean) is the source of this 543-nucleotide messenger RNA. RefSeq names its product glycine-rich cell wall structural protein 2. The coding region runs from base 1 to 543 and encodes 180 amino acids. The record is from RefSeq and is a predicted model, not a curated record. Lineage: Eukaryota; Viridiplantae; Streptophyta; Magnoliopsida; Malpighiales; Euphorbiaceae. The transcript has a single exon.
AUGGAAAGAAAAAAUGCGGUCUCAUGGGGUAUGCUUGUCCUGGGAUUAGUGCUUUGUAGUUUUGGGCUUCUAGAAUCUGUGGUAGAAGGGAGGUUAAUGAUUGGUGAGGGUGAUAUGCGCCAUGAGAUUAUCAAAAGGAAUGGUGUAAAGGCUGGCUAUCAAACUCUUUCUGGCGGUUACGGUGGAGGUUCAAGUGGUGGUUUCGGGUUUAACUCUGGUGGGGGCAGUGGAGGGGUGUGGUCUGGUCCCGCAGGAGGCUACGGGAGAGGAGGUGGGCCAGGCACUGGUGAAGGUGGCUAUGGACCAGGUGGGGGCUUUGGCAAUGGCAUCGGCCAAGGAGGUGGUUUUGGUUUCGCAGGUGGUAGUGGGGGAGGUGGUGGUGGCUUCGGUGGAGGAAAUGGAUAUGGUAGUGUUGGCGUAGGUGGAGGUUUUAGUGGGGGCGCAGGUGGAGGUGUUAGUGGGGGCGUAGUUGGAGGUGGCGGCGGAGGAUAUGGUCAUUAUAUGGCCACCGGUUCUCAUUCUGCAUUAGAACACAGGUAUUGA